This is a messenger RNA of Leptomonas pyrrhocoris, 1101 nucleotides long. RefSeq lists its product as hypothetical. Gene Ontology annotation, molecular function: methylated-DNA-[protein]-cysteine S-methyltransferase activity. Gene Ontology annotation, biological process: DNA repair. The transcript has a single exon. Lineage: Eukaryota; Euglenozoa; Kinetoplastea; Trypanosomatida; Trypanosomatidae. The coding region runs from base 241 to 1101 and encodes 286 amino acids. The record is from RefSeq and is a predicted model, not a curated record. Gene Ontology annotation, cellular component: nucleus.
GACUCCGUUUGCCCAACCACGGCAUCGCUGUCCACUGCUUCUACCGACGAUCGUUUCCGUUUUUAUCUUUGCUGUUGUCGCUUUUAAAAUAAAAACUAUAUAUAUUUUUCUUCCUUUGUUGUUAUUCUCACACGCAUUCUGUUCCUGCUUGCCACAUCGCUAAACACGUAUAUUGUUUUUGCUGAUCUGCAGCUCUUCUGGAUCCCACCAGAGCAAAAGAACAAACCAAGAGCCUCCACCAUGACGGCGCAGCAUAAGAUUGUGAAGCGAGCUGUAAGGGCAGUCGCAGCAGCCGCGGCAGCAAAGAAAGAAGCGGCGGCAGCUGCCUCAGCCACCUUUCAAAAGUCUCACGUGCAAGCCGCCCGUUCACGCGCUGCCCCAACGGAGCGCCUUCAACUCUUUUACCACGCCGUCGCCACCCCGCUCGGUCCCUUCUCUCUCUACGUCGACGGCGACGGUGCCAUCCGCUGCUGCCACUGGCAGCACAGUCCACCUGGCGAUGUCGCAGCCCUGAUGAAGGAGCAGCGUGACGUGUGUGCGGCUCUGCAGUCUCGUUGGUACAAAAACGCUUCGGUGGAGAUGGCGAAGCCCUCGUCGACGUCGACCACGCCGGGAGAGAAGGCCGCGACGCUUUUGUACCGCUAUUUCAACCCAUCUUCUGCGGACGCUGGUCGGCCGGCGGCGCUGGAGAAGGUACUGCUGCAGGUGCCUGUUGCGUACCCCCCCACCACCGCCUUCAUGACCACCACGUGGGACGUGCUGCGGCAGACGGUGCCAUCCGGGGAGACGAUUUCCUACAAGGGUUUGGGGGUGCGGGUCAGUCAAGCACUUUCUCAUGCCCCCAGCUCCUUCUCUUCUUCUUCCGUCGCCGUGUCCCACGCUGCACCGCGCGCUAUUGGGGUUGCCAUGGGAGCAAACCCGAUCCCGGUCAUCGUUCCUUGCCAUCGCGUGCUGUCGUCCACGAACGCGCUGCGCGGGUAUGCUCUGGGUCUCCGCUACAAGGUGUGGCUGCUGCGACACGAGCAGGCGGAUGUCCCGACUGAAAAGCUGCGUUCCGUGGAGUUUGAAAACGCAGUCAGCUCUCCCAUCUCCCUUCGCUAA